Messenger RNA from Synchiropus splendidus (mandarinfish), 3228 nucleotides. It is a transcript of the gene hs3st3b1a, whose product is annotated as heparan sulfate (glucosamine) 3-O-sulfotransferase 3B1a. Gene Ontology annotation, molecular function: [heparan sulfate]-glucosamine 3-sulfotransferase activity. The coding region runs from base 219 to 1307 and encodes 362 amino acids. NCBI's taxonomy places the organism in Eukaryota, Metazoa, Chordata, Actinopteri, Syngnathiformes, Callionymidae. The transcript is spliced from 2 exons. The record is from RefSeq and is a predicted model, not a curated record.
ACAAGUGAUGGGAGCGGAGGUCCACCUGAAGAGUCCCGCAACAGAGUGUCACUUUUGACCCGUGGUUUUCUGGAAGUUCGCACGUGGAGUUGGCGCGGAUGAGCGGGAUUUUCGGGUGAGACGAAGUGCUCUCCGGAGGUCCAGGAUUUGCGUCAUGGCAGAGGUGUGAGCGACUUGAGCCAAGAUGAGCAGGAAUACAAGUUCGACCCGGAGCUUCUAUGGAAUAUAGUCCGGUUCUGCACAGCGUCCAUGUGGUGCCAUCACCCCACGUGAAGAAUAAACUCUUUGUUUUCUGUAUCAUGUUGUCCCUGUGGGUCUACAUGAUCUACUGCUGUGUCGGCUACUGCUCCACCGUGCCCAACCUCACCUACAGACGCGACUCCGAGUCGGAACCGGAGCAGCAGGGCGCGUCGCUCGGCGCGUCCAGGGACUUGCUGAACAACGACAACGACUUGGACAGCAGGGCGGAGGACUGGGAGGAAAGUCGAGGGGAGGUGAGGGAUGACAACUUGAUGUUCUUCAACGAGACGGAGACGAAGAAGCUGCCUCAGGCGAUCAUCAUCGGGGUGAAGAAGGGGGGCACCCGCGCGCUGCUCGAGUUCCUGCGCCUGCACCCGGACAUCAGGGCGGUGGGAGCGGAGCCGCACUUCUUCGACCGCAACUAUGACAAGGGACUCGACUGGUACAGGGAGCUGAUGCCCAAGUCCUCUGACGGCCAGCUGACGAUGGAGAAAACGCCGAGCUACUACGUCACUAAGGAAGUCCCUUCCCGUAUCCACAACAUGUCCAAAGACACGAAGCUAAUCGUGGUCGUCCGGGACCCAGUCACUCGGGCUAUCUCGGACUACACACAGACUCGCUCCAAAAAACCCGACAUCCCUUCCUUCGAGAGCCUGACCUUCAAGAACAAGUCAGCGGGUCUCAUUGACACUUCGUGGAGCGCCGUUCAGAUCGGGAUGUACGCUAAACACCUGGAACGCUGGCUGCAGUUCUUCCCUAUGGAGCAGCUGCUGUUUGUCAGCGGGGAGCGACUCAUCAGCGACCCAGCGGGCGAAGUGGCUCGGGUUCAGGACUUCCUCGGCCUCAGGAGGGUGGUCACGGAAAAGCAUUUUCAUUUUAACCCGGCCAAAGGCUUCCCCUGCCUGAAGAGGCCCGACGGGAACAGCAAGCCGCACUGCCUGGGGAAAACCAAAGGCAGGACCCAUCCCAACAUCGACCCGGACGUGGUCCAGAGACUCCGUGACUUCUAUAAGCCCUUUAACAGCAAGUUUUACAAGAUGACUGGCCACAACUUUGGCUGGGACUGAGUCGAGAAUGACAGUUAUCUUUAAAAAGAUAUAUAACUCUGAUGACAUUGGGCCGCCGGCUGAGCUGUUGCACCAAAAAUGAAGUGACAUUUCUGGUUGUGCAUUCAUGAAACAGUCAUUAGUUUAGUAAAUUCAUAAGACUCAACUUCUAGCUGUAUGUGUGUGUGUGUUAUUACAGUAUGUCAUGCUUCCCAUAAACAUUCAUCAAUUCCCUCAGAGUCUAAACGUACACUACACAAGUCUUUACAUUUUACAUAAAUUUUUAAAAUUCAUAUGUUUAUACAAGUAACAUCCAACUUACGACCUGCUCCACUUACGUCCACCAGUAGUUAUUGAUCUCCUUUCGAAAAGAACAUCCCACUUUGUGUUGCCGAGAGGUUGAGCGGCAACUAUUAUCUUUUUCAUUAUUGCCUCCUGUAUUAUUUAUUAUUUUUCCAGGCUUGAAAGGAGCUCGGACGUGAGCUGCAAACCAAUAGAAAACUGUUAUGGUUAGGAAAGAGAAGCCAAAAUUAAGCUUUUAAAUAUUAUUUGUGUUUGAAAUUUAUUUUCUUUUACUGAAAAAGUGUGUUUUUUAGUUUAUCAGUUUUUUUUUAUAGCUUAUUCAAUGCAUUCAAUAACAACAGAGAACAAAACAAAAUGCUUUCAAAAACAUGUAGACGCCUCAAGAAUACUUAAAUAUUAAAUUGAAUCCGUUUCUUCUUUGGAUUUGUCAUCGCUUCCAUUGUUGCCGUGCGUUAUGGGAUGUGGUAUAAACCACGUGUUUUACACAUUAAUAGCUGUAUCACAGGUUUGAUACGAGUUUGACGCGUCUGACUUGAAGUAAAAAUAUUUUUCGCAUAUCAAUAAUUUCACUUCAUUUCCCCACCACAUAGUUCUGUGCCAGAGGCCCAAUGUCAUCGCGUGUCUGUAUAGUAUUUGCUAGAUGUGUACAAAUUCCAGAAGUCUAUUUUAUGAUAAUUUAUUUUUGAUGAUAUGAGCUCACUAUGCUGCCUAACCACUCUUGAUUUCAUUGUCCUGGUGUGAGUUCAGACCUGGCAAAAAAAAGCACAAACUUUUACGGGUACGUUCAAUUCUUUCUUUUUUUAAGUGACAUGUUUUGCUGCUUCAGUCCCCAGAACCAAACUAGUAAUAUCCCCUUCAACAUUAAGGUGACCCUCCGAGGUCCGUGGACUCACUUAGUCAGGUCGAAGCGGGCAUCAGCUGAUCCGGUGUCACUCGCCAGGUGGAUCAAUAGUGUAAUAGCUCUUCAUCGUGUCUAUUAGACCUGACUGAUGGCACCGCUCUCUCAAGCGCUGCAAUAAAACAUGGAUCCAUUAAUGGCAGGGGGAGAUUACGCCUGACCCUCCAGGGCCGACUUGAUAAAAUGCGUUUCCACUGGAAUGUUUGGGCUUAAUCUCCGCCACAGAAUGUUCCAAGGACCUUCUGGAGGAGUUCCGCUCAUAUUCAGUGAAACAGCUCUGCUGUAUAACAUUCAUUUAUUUCCCUUUUGGAACGGACUCUGAUUCAUUUGCCUGAGUCGUGGAGUGAAAUGGCUCGAAUGGAUCAUCGGCUACAGCCCCUUCAUCACAAGUGAGAGUAAACGUGUAAACGCCGUCCUUGUCCCUGGUGUUCCAGCAGAUGAUGUGCGUUCCCUAAGUCUUCGGACAGAAGCUCUUCAGUCUUGCCAGCAGGGCUUUGAGGUGAAGGUAAAAAAUGGCGUCGGGUUCGGUUGAGUUUUAAUCAGCCUUUUGAUGUUGAGAUGCUGUGGAGCAGGUUUGAUGGAGCAAAGCAACAGUCGUGUCAUUAUUAUUUUUUUUUUAAUGAAGUGAACAAUAAAAUUAUUCAACCAAACAAGAAACUGAUGUCUCUUUUAAUGUGAGUGUUUUAUUAUUAUUAUCAUUAUUAUUAUUACUUGACAGAGUAAGUGGCAUCCUAUCUAUUU